CUAUUAAUGUAUGUAAGUAGCAAAACAGAAAAGGAGUGUAGUAGUAGGAUGGCAACUUGAAGAAUUUUGGAAUUCUGUUUCUUUUCUGGCUUUUCUUGUGCAAAUGAGCAGACGAUUAAGGGGAAGGUGACGAGGUUAGCACUGACUACAAAAGAUAAAAAGACGGAAGAUCAAGUAAUGAAAGGAGAAUACGCAUUACUAUUUUUGUUUUCUCUUCUAUGAUUACUUACGUUAAGAAAUGUGAUUUCUGUGAAUAUGAUCUUUCUUUAUCUACUCGUUUUUCCUACUUUAAUCUUAUCAGUUGUUCUGCUAGGCUGGAUCUUUCCAAUCAUUCAUUAAAAGACAACAACAUCCCCAUCUCAUCACCAAUAGCCCCACUUCACUACACUCAACACUGUUAAUUUUCCUAUAUGUAUUACCUGAAUGUUCUCAUUGCUUGUUCAUCCUGUUCCCUUUAUAAAUGCAGAACUCCAAGGGAAUUAAUGAGUGAAAAAACAUAAAAAUUAAUUAAAAUGUCUACAUACCCAGUGAUAGUUGUUGUACUUGUGUGCCUAUGUCACAUGUCUGUGGCAAUGGAGGAGAAGAAAACAUACAUCAUUCACAUGGCUAAAUCGCAAAUGACAGCAACCUUUGAUGACCAUACUCACUGGUAUGACGCGUCCCUCAAAUCGGUCUCUGAAUCAGCAGAGAUGAUCUAUGUUUAUAAAAACGUUGUCCAUGGUUUUUCAGCAAGGCUUACAGCUCAAGAAGCUGAAUCCUUAGAGAACCAACCUGGGAUUCUCUAUGUUUUGCCUGAGCUCAUAUACCAACUACACACAACUCGGACACCUUUUUUUUUGGGUCUUGAUAGAAGACCUGAUAUCUUCCCUGAGUCAGACGCUAUGAGUAAUGUCACUGUCGGAGUAAUCGAUACAGGGGUUUGGCCGGAGAGAAAGAGCUUUGACGAUACUGGAUUAGGACCUGUUCCCGAUUCGUGGAAAGGUCAGUGUGAGUCUGGCACCAAUUUCAGUUCUGCCAUGUGUAACAGAAAGCUUAUUGGAGCGAGGUAUUUCUCUAGGGCUUAUGAAGCUACUCAUGGACCAAUUGAUGAGUCCAAGGAGCCUAAAUCUCCUAGGGAUAAUGAGGGACAUGGAACACACACUGCUUCUACAGCAGCUGGUUCAGUUGUUCAGGGAGCCAGUCUUUUUGGUUAUGCUUCCGGAACUGCUCGUGGAAUGGCCUAUCGUGCCAGAGUUGCCGUUUACAAAGUUUGCUGGGCUAAUGGAUGUUCUAGCCCCGACAUAUUGGCAGCUAUGGACAAAGCCAUUGAUGACAAAGUUGAUGUGCUUUCCUUGUCACUUGGUGGAGGCGCAUUAGAUUACUACAGUGACAUCAUUGCAAUUGGAGCAUUUGCUGCUAUGGAGAAGGGUAUUUUGAUUUCUUGCUCUGCUGGAAAUGCUGGACCUAAUCAAUUCAGUUUGUCCAACCAAGCACCUUGGAUCACCACUGUCGGUGCCGGAACAAUUGACCGAGAUUUUCCAGCAUUUGUAAGCCUUGGCGAUGGUAAAAAUUACUCAGGCGUUUCACUCUAUGCGGGUGAUUCAUUACCUAAUAAGAUGCUUCCCCUUGUGUAUGCUGGUAAUGCUAGCAACGCAACCAAUGGAAAUCUCUGUAUGACGGGUAUUUUAAUUCCUGAGAAAGUUAAAGGCAAAAUUGUUCUGUGUGACAGAGGGACUAACGCUAGAGUCCAAAAGGGUUCUGUUGUAAAAGCAGCUGGUGGAGCCGGCAUGGUUUUGGCUAACACCGCAGAAAAUGGGGAGGACCUAGAGGCUGACGCUCAUUUACUUCCAGCGGCGGCGGUGGGACAAAAAGCCGGCGAUGCAAUCAAGAAGUAUUUAGCCUCAGAUCCUAAUCCAACCGCCACGAUUCUUUUUGGAGGUACAAAGGUAGGAAUCCAACCAUCACCGGUUGUUGCAGCGUUCAGUUCCAGAGGCCCAAAUUCAAUCACCCCGGAGAUACUUAAACCAGAUAUCAUAGCGCCCGGUGUAAACGUUCUGGCAGGUUGGACCGGAGCCGCCGGCCCGACGGGGUUGCCUGAAGACGAUAGACGGGUCGAGUUCAACAUUAUCUCAGGCACAUCCAUGUCGUGUCCACACAUAAGUGGCUUAGUGGCUUUGCUAAAAGGAGUCCACCCAGAAUGGAGCCCCGCCGCCAUUCGUUCCGCGCUCAUGACCACUGCUUACACCGCCUACAAAAACGGAGGAACACUGCUAGAUGUCGCCACCGGAAAACCAUCUACGCCUUUCGAUCACGGCUCUGGACACGUUGAUCCCGUUUCGGCAGUGAAUCCAGGACUGGUUUACGACAUAGACGCCGUUGAUUACCUCAAUUUCCUGUGUGCAUUGAAAUACACUCCAUCACAAAUCAACAGCUUAGCAAAAAGAAACUUCACAUGUGAUUCAAGCAAAAUAUACAGCGCCACAGAUUUGAAUUACCCUUCAUUCGCUGUUUCAUUCCCUGCCGGAACCGGAAGUGCCGGUUCAAAAACAAUCAGAUACAGCCGGACACUGACUAAUGUUGGACCGGCUGGAACAUACAAAGUUAGUGUUUCUUCACCAAAUAGUUCAGUGAAAAUUAUGGUUGAGCCUGAAACAUUGAGUUUCACUCAGAUUAAUGAGAAGAAAUCGUAUACUGUAAGUUUUACUGCUCCAUCAAAGUCCUCAACUACUUAUGUAUUCGGUAGAAUUGAGUGGUCAGAUGGGAUGCAUGUGGUUAGUAGUCCAGUUGCAAUUUCUUGGACAUGAAUUAUAUGAAGACAUAGCUAUAGUUGCUGCUUAUUUAAUGUAAAUGUUCAUGUUUUUAUGCAUUUAAAAGAAACAUGAAAGAAUCAAUGAAAUACAUGCCUUUUACAAUUUCUUGCUCACUGUACAGGGUUGUUUCAUACCAAGUAUUGUAAGCAAUUCUAAUUGUGAAGUGUACCUA
This is a messenger RNA of Solanum dulcamara, 2961 nucleotides long. RefSeq names its product subtilisin-like protease SBT1.7. The coding region runs from base 513 to 2783 and encodes 756 amino acids. The transcript has a single exon. Gene Ontology annotation, biological process: proteolysis. The record is from RefSeq and is a predicted model, not a curated record. NCBI's taxonomy places the organism in Eukaryota, Viridiplantae, Streptophyta, Magnoliopsida, Solanales, Solanaceae. Gene Ontology annotation, molecular function: serine-type endopeptidase activity.